This is a messenger RNA of Haliaeetus leucocephalus (bald eagle), 5234 nucleotides long. RefSeq names its product IQ motif and Sec7 domain 1 (gene IQSEC1). The coding region runs from base 74 to 3532 and encodes 1152 amino acids. NCBI's taxonomy places the organism in Eukaryota, Metazoa, Chordata, Aves, Accipitriformes, Accipitridae. The transcript has 14 exons. Gene Ontology annotation, molecular function: protein binding; guanyl-nucleotide exchange factor activity. Gene Ontology annotation, biological process: actin cytoskeleton organization; regulation of ARF protein signal transduction. The record is from RefSeq and is a predicted model, not a curated record.
AGCGGGCGGGGCGGCCUUGAGGGGCGGCUAUGGUGGCGGCGCGGAGCUCCCCGCCUGCGACUUCGGCCCAGCCAUGUGGUGCCUGCACUGCAGCUCGGAGAGGACCCAGUCGUUGCUGGAGCUGGAGCUUGACAGCUGUGUUGAGGGUGAAGCUCCAAGCAGUGAAACUGGCACAUCUUUGGAUAGCCCAUCUACUUACCAUCAAGGACCUAUAACACACAGUUCAGCUAUAAGUCCAGACCAUUACGAUCAUUCUGCUUACGGGCUGUAUUCUGUCUCCCCUGGACAACAAAGAUCUCGGAGGCCAAAACUUCAGCAUUCAACGUCCAUACUGCGAAAACAAGCAGAGGAAGAAGCUAUUAAAAGGUCAAGAUCACUUUCUGAGAGCUAUGAACUCUCUUCAGACCUACAAGAUAAGCAGGUGGAAAUGCUAGAACGGAAAUAUGGAGGCCGUCUCAUAACUAGACAUGCUGCUCGUACUAUACAAACAGCUUUUCGCCAAUAUCAGAUGAACAAAAAUUUUGAGCGUCUUAGAAGUUCUAUGUCUGAAAAUCGUAUGUCAAGACGCAUUGUACUGUCCAAUAUGAGAAUGCAGUUUUCCUUUGAAGGACCUGAGAAAGUCCACAGCUCUUACUUUGAAGGAAAACAAGUUUCUGUUACAAAUGAUGGGUCAAAGCUGGGAUCCCUGGUACAGUCUGAAUGUAGUGACCUUGGAGAGUCAGCUACAAUGAAGUCACCAGCAGCAUCUACUGAUUUUGCUGAUGCUAUAACAGAACUGGAGGAUGCUUUUUCCAGGCAAGUGAAAUCCCUUGCAGAAUCCAUUGAUGAUGCACUGAAUUGCCGUAGCCUACAUUCUGAUGAAGUCCAGACUCCGGAUCAAGUCAGAAGUCGCGAAAUGGAAAGGGAUAGUUGUGCUCAAACUAAACCAGCAAUUCACAAUGUGGAUCACAGGAAGCUUGAUGAGAUGACCGCAUCAUACAGUGAUGUUACAUUAUAUAUUGAUGAGGAAGAGUUAUCUCCGCCCCUCCCACUUUCCCAGUCAGUAGACAGACCGUCCAGCACAGAAUCUGAUUUGAGGCUCCGGUCCGUGAACUCUUCUCAAGAGUACUGGUCCAUGACCCACAAAGAUGAUAAUAAGAUAGACACUGAUACAAGCUGCAGGAGUACCCCGUCACUGGAAUGUCAGGAACAGAGGAUGAGAAUGGAUCAUCUACCAUUGCUAACUAUAGAGCCACCCAGUGACAGCUCAGUGGACUUGAGUGACCGCUCGGAGAGAGGCUCAUUAAAGAGACAAAAUGCGUAUGACCGAGGGAUCACUAGUCAACAAGGAAGCCCAAAACACAUUCCUCACAGCAUUCCUGCCAAGAUUAUAUCCCGAGAGGAACAGGAGGCAAGACAUAGGGCUAGGCCUAUAGAUAGUCAUUUAGCUAUCAAUGGUACAGCAAACAGGCAAAGCAAAUCAGAGUCCGAUUAUUCUGAUGGAGACAAUGACAGUAUCAACAGCACUUCCAACUCUAAUGAUACAAUAAAUUGCAGCUCAGAAUCUUCCUCUAGAGACAGCCUAAGGGAGCAAACCUUGAGCAAACAAACAUACCACAAAGAAACUCGCAACAGCUGGGAUUCCCCUGCCUUCAGUAAUGAUGUUAUCAGGAAACGCCAUUAUAGGAUUGGACUGAAUCUUUUUAACAAAAAACCUGAAAAAGGAGUCCAGUACCUAAUUGAGCGAGGUUUUGUGCCAGACACUCCAGUUGGUGUUGCCCACUUUCUCCUGCAAAGGAAAGGUCUCAGCAGACAGAUGAUCGGAGAAUUUCUGGGAAAUCGACAAAAACAGUUCAACCGGGAUGUAUUAGACUGUGUUGUGGAUGAGAUGGACUUCUCAACAAUGGAACUGGAUGAAGCGCUCAGGAAAUUUCAGGCUCAUAUCCGUGUUCAAGGAGAAGCCCAGAAAGUAGAACGGCUCAUUGAAGCUUUUAGCCAACGAUACUGUAUCUGCAAUCCAGGUGUUGUGAGACAAUUUAGAAAUCCUGAUACCAUCUUCAUUCUAGCUUUUGCCAUCAUACUGUUAAACACAGAUAUGUACAGCCCAAAUGUGAAACCAGAACGCAAAAUGAAGCUAGAAGAUUUUGUCAAGAAUCUACGGGGUGUGGAUGAUGGUGAGGAUAUCCCACGAGAAAUGCUGAUUGGGAUUUAUGAGAGAAUCCGCAAACGGGAACUUAAGACGAAUGAGGAUCACGUAUCACAAGUCCAGAAGGUUGAAAAACUCAUAGUAGGAAAGAAACCGAUUGGAUCUCUGCAUCAUGGACUUGGUUGUGUCCUCUCUCUACCCCACCGGAGGCUUGUUUGCUACUGUAGGCUGUUUGAAGUGCCAGAUCCAAAUAAACCUCAGAAGCUUGGAUUGCACCAGCGAGAAAUAUUUUUAUUUAAUGAUCUUCUUGUGGUGACCAAGAUUUUUCAAAAGAAGAAGAACUCAGUUACAUACAGUUUUCGACAGUCGUUUUCCCUCUAUGGAAUGCAAGUUCUUCUUUUUGAGAACCAGUAUUAUCCCAAUGGCAUUCGGCUCACGUCAGCUGUUCCAGGAGCAGAUAUCAAAGUACUAAUAAAUUUCAAUGCACCAAAUCCUCAGGACAGGAAGAAGUUUACAGAUGAUUUGAGGGAGUCAAUUGCAGAGGUUCAAGAAAUGGAAAAGCACAGAAUAGAGUCUGAGCUAGAAAAACAGAAGGGUGUGGUGCGUCCAAGCAUGUCUCAAUGCUCCAGCCUGAAAAAAGAUUCUGGCAAUGGGACACUGAACAGAGCUUGCCUGGAUGACAGCUAUGCUACUGGGGAGGGGCUGAAAAGAAGUGCACUGAGCAGCUCCCUUAGAGACCUGUCUGAAGCAGGCAAGCGUGGGCGACGCAGCAGUGCAGGAUCGCUAGACAGCAAUAUGGAAGGGUCCAUCAUUAGCAGUCCUCACAUGCGCCGAAGAGCUACAUCAACCCGAGAGUGUCCAUCUCGCCCUCACCAGACUAUGCCUAACUCCUCCUCACUCCUAGGUUCCUUAUUUGGUAGUAAAAGGGGAAAGCCACCUUCCCAAGGCCAUCCACCAUCUGGCUCAUCACAGCAACCUCCGCACCCUCCAGUAAUCCCACAUCAGCAACACUCACAGCAUCCUUCUGCCAUGCAUCAUGCAGGGCCAGCUGAGGGGCAGACACAGGCACAAGUGCAUUCUCACCAUUCACAGUACUGUCAUAUGCAGCAGAACCCACCACCCUACCACCACCACCACCACUAUCACCCUCCCCAGCAUCUCCAGCAUCCACACCAGUAUCACCAACAUGUGCCCCAUUCCCAGCAUGCGGCACACUCCCAGCAUACUCCUUACAUGCAGCAUGCCCAUGCGCAGCAUACCCACUCUCCUCACCCGCCGCUGCCCCCUCCGCACCCAGGGCACUCUUCUCAUCCCCAACACUCUCAGCAUCACCAUGGACCGCCACCACCUCCCUCCACUUCAGCCAGCACUAAGCCCAAACACAGUGGCAUCAGCACAAUAGUCUAGAACAUAUUGACCCUCCUAAUAAUGAUAGUUUUAAACAAAGUUACAAAGGCACUUACAGGAAGCAACAAAUAAUAUUGUCAGUUUUUACCUAGACAAUUUGAGUUGUGUGAGCUUAAAGGCUUGCUGUUACUAAAUAAAAUAAUUCAAGUUAGCGCAAUCGAUACUGGUUUCACUUAUCUACUCGACAGACGUUUACCAUCUGGUUAGUUCUUAUUUCCAACUGCCUUGAAAACAUGCUGCUUGCUGAAUAUGGGUAAAGCGAUCUUUUACACCAAAUCCCUUGACAAUUUUACAUGCAUAAUAAAAACUUAGUCUACGAAACAAGGAAAAAAGUGAUACAGAACCAAGUGUUGCAUUCUUGCUCUUUUCUUGUCAAUGGGCAAAAAAAAUAAGUAGACCUGAUAUGGUUGAUGAAAGUACGUAAGUAAACUUUAUAUAAUAUAAAUAUAUACAUAUAAAUAUAUAUAUAUAUAUACUGUAUAGUUAACAUUUGUGCUUGGAAAGAAUUUUUUUCAGUCCACAAAACUAGCAAUAUAGACUUUACAAGGAAUUCCACUUACUUGAUAGGACAGUAUAAUAGAUGAAUAGCAUAUGAAAGAGUAGACCAAAAACAUUAACUGUUAGAAACAAAUUUCAGACAUUUCAGUAUUUUCAUUAAAAGUCCUCUGGACUUGCUAAGAUUUCUAAGCAAUCAUUACUAAAUGUGCCAAGUAACAUAGCAUUUAAAUGUUGUAGUCAAAUACUGCUUUGUAUAAAUCCUUAUUUUAUUAACACGAUAAUAUCAUACUUAAUCAGUAUUAUAACUGCUCUGCUAUGUCAGGUAAGCAAACUUGUUAAGAUGCAGUAAUUGUACCGUAGCAAUGUAGGAUGACCAUUUACCAGUGGUCAUCUUCAAGCAUUGGUCACACAAAUUCUUAGACACUUUAAAGGCUGUGAUAACUGUGAAUUUACAUGAUCCACAUUUCUUUUGUAUGCAUAUGAUUUAACGAACACACAUGAAGAGUUACAACAGGUGCAUGUACACACUGCAAAAACAUUCAUCUUGAACAUGAAAAUGGCAAACUUCCAUCUUUCUCAGCUACUUUGUUUCCUGUUUACCAUAAUUUCUCAUUUUUACCCCCAAUGAAGCUGAAUUCUAGUCAGAGUGUUUCCAGGUGGAAGUGCUCUAAAACUUGAAGGUUUGUUUUAGAAUUUAGUAUAGGGUUUUUAUAUAUAUAUAUAUAUACAUAUUAAAAAAAUACGUAAUUCCAUGUAGCCAUGUGCUAGCAACAAAGUGGCUUCACCAUUUUUACUCAUCACAUUUGUUAGUUUGAAAAUAUCCAGCACUCAGCAGGCUGAGUUUAUGCUCAAACCCUCACUUUCAUAGUCCAGUUAGUUGCAAGACAUCACAUAAAAACAGGCUGUGCUGUUGUUGCUUAUGUGUUGUAAUCAAACCAUUUGCAAAUUUAUAUACAAUUUUUAUCCCAAAAUCCUGUACAAAGUUAUACAUGGCGCCUACUUUGUAGUUUCAGCAUUUUGAGCCACUGCAAGGACUUUACACCUAAACAGUAGAGACAAAGGAAUCACAACUGCAAAACUGUACCAGCCUAAAAGCAAACCUUGAAGAGGAUGAGCAAAAAGUUCCAGUGUGAGAUGGGUAAAAGUAAUAAUAAUAAUAACCACCAGUCAAUUUUCUGUUUAACGGUAAUAAAAUUGUCAGGAA